This is a messenger RNA of Malurus melanocephalus (red-backed fairy wren), 4781 nucleotides long. It is a transcript of the gene ATE1, whose product is annotated as arginyltransferase 1. The transcript has 12 exons. The coding region runs from base 59 to 1633 and encodes 524 amino acids. Gene Ontology annotation, cellular component: cytoplasm. The record is from RefSeq and is a predicted model, not a curated record. Gene Ontology annotation, biological process: protein arginylation. Gene Ontology annotation, molecular function: arginyl-tRNA--protein transferase activity. Lineage: Eukaryota; Metazoa; Chordata; Aves; Passeriformes; Maluridae.
AGAUGGCGGCGCUUGGCGCUUCCGGGCGGCCCGGGGCGCUGACCUGAGGCGGGCGGGGAUGGCGGCGGCCGGCGGCUCCCCGAGCAUCGUCGAGUUCUUCGGCGGGGARGAUGGCUACCGCUGCGGCUACUGCAGGAGCGACACCGGCAACCUGUCGCACGGUAUGUGGGCACAUUCGAUGACAGUUCAAGAUUACCAGGAUCUCAUAGACAGAGGAUGGCGAAGGAGUGGAAAAUAUGUCUACAAACCUAUCAUGAAUCAAACRUGUUGUCCUCAAUACACAAUAAGGUGCCAGGCUUUGCAUUUUCAGGCCUCUAAAUCUCACAAGAAAGUUCUGAAGAAAAUGUUGAAAUUCAUUUCCAAAGGAGAUGUUUCGAAAGUAGCGAGUGAAGAAGAGCCGAUGGACUCCCAUAUAGAGGAUGUGGCCACGUGUGAUUUUCCAUACAAGAGUGAGUCUCAAGUCAGUCAGUCUGAACUGACUCCCUUGGCUGUGGAUCACGCUGAGGGAGUGGACAAUGAAGAUAAGGACUCAGGAGAAACAAAAGGAGAGGGGAAUGUGCAGAAGGUGGAACCGGAUUCUGUUCAGAUCUGUGCAGACAAAGACACACCAGUCCCUGCAGAACCAUCACRUUCAGCUAAAGCUGUUCAUGCACCACCUAAACCAGGGAAAGGGGCUGAUCUGAGCAAGCCCCUGUGUCGGAAAGCAAAGGACAUAAGGAAAGAGAGAAAACUACAGAAACUCCUGCAGAACCAGAUGGGCACAUUAGAAGGCUCUCAAGGAGAUCAAGCUUUCCUCUUGCAAAACUCUAAAUCUAAAACAAAYCAACCUAAAAACAUUGAAGACUUUGUUUUUGCUCCUUUGCCUGAUGAUGCACAACACAAAUUAGAGGUGAGGGUGGUGAGAUCAUCUCCACCAAGUUCACAGUUCAAAGCCACAUUUCAGGAGUCUUACCAGGUCUAUAAACGUUACCAGAUGGUUAUUCACAAGGACCCACCUGAUAAACCAACCAUAAAUCAGUUCACACGGUUCCUCUGUGAUUCCCCUCUGGAGGCAGAGCAUGCCCCGAAUGGACCAGAGUGUGGCUAUGGCUCCUUCCACCAGCAGUACUGGCUGGAUGGCAAAAUAAUUGCAGUUGGUGUCAUUGAUAUCCUGCCCUACUGUGUGUCCUCAGUCUAUCUGUACUACGAUCCCGACUUUUCUUUCUUAUCUUUGGGAGUCUACUCUGCAUUACGGGAAAUUGCUUUUACUAGACAGCUUCAUGAAAAAGCUCCCGAUCUCUGUUUUUAUUAUAUGGGUUUCUACAUUCACUCAUGCCCCAAAAUGAGAUACAAGGGUCAGUACAGGCCCUCUGACCUGCUGUGUCCAGAGACCUACGUGUGGACACCCAUUGAGCAAUGCCUGCCCCUGCUCGAGCACUCCAAAUACUCCCGCUUCAACCAGGAUGGAAAAGCAGUGGAUGAAGGGCGCCUGAAGGAGCUGGGCAGGGUGAGAGUGCUCCACAAGAGAACCGUGAUGCCUUACAGCGUCUACAAGAAGAGGAGGAAGGGGCCCAGUGACGAAGCCAACGUUCAGCAAUAUGCCAGCCUGGUGGGACAGACCUGCUCAGAAAGAAUGCUGCUGUUUAGGAGCUGAAAACCCACAAAAUUGGCAUUUCAAUGGCGCUGCCUUUGACUGCACUGCCACGGGAUGCUCUGUACCAUAGCUGUGUGCUGAAACAGGCUGAAACACAGGUAUUUAUCCAGGCUAAUGUCAGCACAUGGUACUGUAUGUAAAGGCCAACUCCAGUAAAUCUUACAGUACAGCAAGGCUUUAGCAAUAGAAGUGUAGAAAAACACGCUUGCAGUAUAUUUUAAUUAAGUAGUUCUAGCCUUUCUAUGCAUUAUGAAUAAUUCUARGUAUGAAGCAAAAUGAAAAACAGGUGUCUUUUUUUUUUUUCUAGUAGAGACAAAGGUUGACUAAAUCUAGAUUAACAAUCAUCAAAUCACAGCUGUUUUCAAAUAGCACCUUGGAGAUCUGUCAUCAAAAAUCGCCGUGAAAUUCGUGCUCGCAUUUGUACGCUCCUAAAAUCUUGCAAGAGGACUGAAACGUGCUAUCACUUUAUGGCAUUAUACCAUUUUAUUUCAGCAGUAUGUUUAAAAAACAGGAAGAAAUUCUUUUCACUGCACAUUCUUGGUUUGUUUAAAGCAGUAAGUCAGUGUCAGAGGUCCUAGUGAGUKUAGGAGUUCCUGGUAGGUUCUCAGUGGCAGGGGAUGCAGUGCUCUGGAAAACUUUGCCCUUCAGAGAAGAAGCAGAACAGUUGCACUAUAAAUAUACCAAAGAUUUGCAGCCAAGUGGCACGGUGGUUUUUGSUAUAAGCCUUAUCCUUUGUCUGGCAGGAGUGGGUAUUUCCAUGCACAUUGCUAAUGUGGAAUAGAGCUCCAAAUAGAGGUUUAUCCUGGAGCUCUCUGCACAUUGCAGAACUAUGCUAACAAAAAAACAACAGGAGGUACCACUGCUGGGUUUUGUUGCAGGUGCUUUUUUUUUUUUUCCUGCAGAAUUAUGCAGGAAGACUUAAAUACCAUAUUCCUGCUUUUUUACUGACUGUUUUGUUUCUGGUGCAGCAGCUCACGGGUUAACAUCUUUAAUAACUUUUUAGUAAAUACUUCUGUUGGAAACACAGGAAGUUGUGAUCCUUUAUGAAAGCACUUUAUUAUCUCAUCUAUGAACGUUGUCUGUGUCCCUAUCAAGUCAUACAAGUUGUAGGAAUUUGGGGAAAUAACACAGUUGUAUAAUUCAGUAAUGUAUUACAACGCUGUAACAUUACCAAUGCAUUUGUGUUUCUUAUCUUCUUGGAUAACAGGGGCUGGUAUUUACCUUGAAUCAACUUGGAGUUUCCUGUUAGCCUUUGAACAAAGAUUCUUAUUCAAGGAUAUAUGGGUGGUUUUCCCCCAGAAAGGAAACAAAUUCAGUUUUACCCUCUGAGGGUUACAUCACCUGUCAUUCAUAGAUUCAUUGACUUAAUUUUAAACACUUGGCCAAUAUUAUUAAUCAUUAAUUUUUAUGUGGAGCAGACAUAAGAACUUGGGGAAUCAAGUGCAAUGCAGAUUUAAUUUCGUUUUUUCAUAUCUGAUAUGAAAUUAGUGUAAUAUUGCAAUCUUAUUGACAGAGAGCACAGCUUCGAUAGCAACUUUAAAAAGUAAUUUUAUGUUUUAUUAAUUGGGCUGCAUGGCAUUGAUCUACUCCCAAUCUACAACAGAAAUGGCCAUUCCUGCCAGCCUCCMAGCUGGUGUGUGUUUUUCUGUUGCCUGGUACUGAGAAGUUUCUUUGCACUGUACCUUCYCAUUUGUCCAUGCCUUACCUCAGCCUCCUGCCCUGGGAGAACCACUGAAUAAUCCYCGUGGAGAUUAUUGUGAAGAUUUCCUUUCUGUGGAGAAAAUAYUUUCACCCCUCUGACUUGUCAAAUUGUGUAACAUUUUCUUCCUACACAAGGUGCAGGAAAGUGGUGGUGCCCAUAUGGCUGGCAACCAAAAUAAAUGAGAAAACAUUUUUGUAUGAUAUGAAUUUCACGAUAAAUUGCAAAAUCUUUAUCAAAACCAUUUAAUGGUGGCCACGCUGAGCUCCUGGAGAAGCUGGGGCUUCUGUUAAAUUUCCAGGGAGCAGAUUUUAUGUCCCCACUGAGAGUUCCUGGAGAGCUCCAUCUCUUGGUGCCCGUAUUUGUUAYUGAUAUGCCUUGGGUCAGACUUGUAUCUGAUGCUCUGUUUCUCUGGGGGAGCUUUUAAGGACUGCAGUUAAAGGAAAGUGAGAUCAGUAUGAAUUGAAAGCUGAGCACAGCUUGAAGCUGUCCACUCGAGGUAAAUGACCAUUUCCUGUGAGUCUGAAAUGGUGCUUUCACUUUCUGACCCCAUGGCAGGCUGGGCUCCUGGCUCCUGCUCAACUCAAAUAUGUAUUUAUAUUAAAAAGCAAAAACAGGCAGCACUGAGAUUAACUUAGAAACCGAGUUCAUCUGGUGUGGUUUGCUGAGAUCUGACUCACUGUAGUGUUUUUAGAAGGAAACUGGUGCAGUAUUUUUCAGGACUGAUACCUCURUCCCUGUUUUUAGAAGGGGGACAGAGGCUGAGGAUGAAGUUCUGUAAAUUUUGCCUGUGACUUCAGUGGAGCUGAAAAUUCACCACUAUUCCAAUUUUAUUUAAUGUAUUGUCGUUGACAAUUAUUGAAUCUAGAGAUAUUUAAUUUAGCACAAACUGUUUUAUGAGAGUGUUUUUGGUGUAGCUGGUUUGUGAGAGUCAAUCCCCAAUGUAAGAUUGCCUUGUCCUGUCCUCUGUUCUGAUGAUAAAUGAACAUAAAAUGGUGAUAAGAAAAUGCAGAGUUGUGAGCAGUGCUAAAAAAUAUAAUUUUUUGUAUGAAUUGGAAAGAAAUGGGAAGCUUACACAUUUCCAGCAUCAGCACAUGUCAGUAAAUGCAAAAGAACCCGCAUGUUGAGUUUGUAAUUGCUUUUAACAGGCCUGUUUGACUUGCAAGUGUAGAAAAUAAAGUUAUUUCCAGUCUCUGUGAAUUAUUAUAAGAAAUAAUACCUCUGAAUGUGAUUUUUGUAUUACUUUGUARGGAAUUCAUUAUCCUGGAGAUUGACCAAGUGUCCACUGAUCAGCAAAAUCAAAGGGGUCAUCAAAGGGGAGCAAUGAUUUGAAGGGAUGCCUUUAAAAAUCAAUGUUCAGAACCAUGUUCAAAACAAAUUUCCCAUUUUGGAACUAAUCUUUGGUUCCAGACAGACAGAUUAAUGAAGAGGUGGUGUGAAAUACAAUUU